Talpa occidentalis (Iberian mole) is the source of this 2859-nucleotide messenger RNA. RefSeq names its product atlastin GTPase 2 (gene ATL2). Lineage: Eukaryota; Metazoa; Chordata; Mammalia; Eulipotyphla; Talpidae. Gene Ontology annotation, molecular function: GTP binding; GTPase activity. The record is from RefSeq and is a predicted model, not a curated record. Gene Ontology annotation, biological process: endoplasmic reticulum organization; protein homooligomerization.
AAUCGGUACAAGAUGGCGGAGGGGGACGAGGCAGCGCGGAGGCAGCAGGGGCUGCGGCGCCGGCGACGGACCAGCGACCCGAACGGGGUUAACCACGUCUCGUCCACGACGUCCCUAGGUGAGGAUUAUGAAGAUGAUGACCUAGUAAAUUCUGAUGAGGUUAUGAAGAAACCAUGUCCAGUGCAGAUUGUUCUUGCUCAUGAAGAUGACCAUAACUUUGAGCUUGAUGAAGCAGCUUUGGAAAAGAUACUGCUGCAGGAGCACAUACGAGAUCUUAACAUAGUAGUGGUAUCCGUGGCAGGAGCUUUUCGUAAAGGGAAAUCAUUUCUAUUGGACUUCAUGCUUAGAUAUAUGUAUAACAAGGAUUCUCAAAGUUGGAUUGGUGGAAACAAUGAACCACUGACUGGCUUUACAUGGCGAGGUGGCUGCGAAAGAGAAACAACGGGCAUACAAGUCUGGAAUGAAGUGUUUGUGAUUGACCGACCUAAUGGAACAAAAGUGGCUGUGCUGCUAAUGGAUACACAGGGUGCCUUUGAUAGCCAGUCAACUAUCAAAGACUGUGCAACAGUGUUUGCUCUGAGCACUAUGACUAGCUCUGUCCAGGUAUAUAAUUUGUCUCAGAAUAUUCAAGAAGAUGAUCUUCAACAUUUGCAAUUAUUUACAGAGUAUGGCAGACUUGCAAUGGAAGAAAUCUACCAGAAACCAUUUCAGACAUUAAUGUUCUUGAUUCGAGAUUGGAGUUACCCUUAUGAACAUUCAUAUGGUUUGGAAGGUGGAAAACAAUUCCUUGAAAAGAGAUUGCAGGUUAAACAAAAUCAACAUGAAGAGCUCCAGAAUGUAAGGAAGCACAUUCACAAUUGUUUCUCAAAUCUUGGUUGCUUCCUUUUGCCACAUCCUGGUCUUAAAGUUGCAACUAAUCCUAGUUUUGAUGGGAGAUUGAAAGAUAUUGAUGAGGACUUUAAACGAGAGCUUCGAAAUCUGGUUCCAUUGCUGCUUGCCCCUGAAAAUUUGGUAGAAAAAGAGAUCAGUGGAUCUAAAGUCACUUGUAGAGAUCUUGUAGAAUACUUUAAGGCUUACAUUAAAAUUUAUCAAGGAGAGGAACUUCCACAUCCAAAGUCCAUGCUUCAGGCAACAGCUGAAGCUAAUAAUCUUGCUGCAGUAGCAGGAGCAAGAGAUGUCUAUUGCAAAAGUAUGGAACAGGUAUGCGGUGGCGACAAGCCUUACAUUGCACCUUCAGAUCUGGAGCGAAAACACUUGGAUCUCAAGGAAGUGGCUCUUAAACAGUUUCGUUCCGUAAAAAAAAUGGGUGGAGAUGAAUUCUGCCGUCGUUAUCAGGACCAGCUUGAGGCUGAAAUUGAAGAAACCUAUGCAAAUUUUAUAAAGCACAAUGAUGGCAAAAACAUCUUCUAUGCUGCUCGUACCCCUGCCACACUAUUUGCAGUCAUGUUUGCUAUGUAUAUAAUCUCAGGACUGACUGGCUUCAUUGGCCUAAACUCUAUAGCUGUCUUGUGUAACCUUAUCAUGGGGUUGGCACUGACAUCUCUUUGUACAUGGGCAUAUGUGAAAUACUCUGGGGAGUUCAGAGAAAUUGGAACAAUGAUUGAUCAGAUUGCUGAAACACUAUGGGAACAGGUAUUGAAGCCCCUGGGUGAUAAUUUGAUGGAGGAAAACAUAAGGCAAUCUGUAACAAACUCCAUCAAAGCAGGCCUGACUGACCAGGUGUCUCAUCAUGCCAGAUUAAAGACAGACUGACAGUUCAUCUCCUCAUGGACUCCACUCUCCCUUUUUUUCAUGCUUGCUGUACAAUGAGAACUCAAAUAAAAAUAAACCAAAGUUUACAAUCAACUGUAGAAGUAGUUUAGUAUAACUGGCUUCACAGAUGGCUGCCACAGAGUGUGACAAUUGUUUGUUGGUUUUAAGCGUUCUGUUCACGGCUCCAAAGACAUGGAGAUUGGCUGAGGAGCGUUAGUUUCAUCACGCACAUUUGUGCCAUGUUUAAUCCUUUCCCCCCCCUUUUUCUUAAUCUAAUGUUAGUGAACUUUGUCUUAUGUAAAAGGAUAUUUCAGGGAAAUAUUUUAAGAAAUCUAUUCAGAGUCUCUUUAACACAGUGUCCCAUUGAAAUUUUAAUUUUUAGAGAAGUUAUGAAUCACUGUAUCAAGAAUCAGAUGGGAAUGACAAUGAAGCCUUUAUUGAGCCACUACAUUAAAAGUAUAUAUUGCUUUACUGCCUUCAAUACCAGUAUUACAUAAAUGCAUGUGUCAGAAACUUCACAGCAAUCACAUGACAACUCUUGUAGCUAAGAAAGUGAUUCUGAGGUGUACAUUUGUCUUGCCUUUUUAAAUUUAUAAACCUGCCCUAAAAGGAGAUGCAUAUCUGGGAAACUGAACUGUCUUUAUGCAGUUUCGCCUUCAUGUACAUAAAAUAUGCCAUUAAUUUUAUUGGGGGAGAAAUUCCAUCCAAAAAUGUUGCCUACAGCUAUGAGUUAAGAGUGUCUGUACAGUGUGUAGCUUUUAUUUUCUAAAAUCACAGAUAGGGCAUGUAUAUGAAUUAUAAAUAUAUAAAUACGAUUUUGUAUUAAAAGUUUUGUAGUUUAUGGCAAAAUCUGGUUCUGUGGUAGGCUAAUAAGUACAGUCCCUGUGAAGGAAUGUUUGUGGCUCAUGUCCGUGUGUGAAUGCAUAGACAAUUUGAAGUUUUUGAUAUAUUUGUGAUAUUUAUCUUCCUUGAGCACUGCAAUCUCACCCCACCCCCAAGGGAAUUCAAUGGGAAUGUUUAUCGUGACUUUGUCCUCUGUUGCAUUUUAAAGUUAUUUCCUGUAAUUUAUUUUCAGUACAUAAUUAAAAAUUUGUUGUAUAUAUAAAA